Messenger RNA from Lactuca virosa, 1235 nucleotides. The record is from the annotation of a GenBank genome assembly. Lineage: Eukaryota; Viridiplantae; Streptophyta; Magnoliopsida; Asterales; Asteraceae.
GGAGGCAUUAUAUAAAGGAGAAAAGGGUGUCUAGUUUUCACUUCUUCUAGAGAAAAAGAUAGAUACAAGUGUGUGUUUUAGGGAGAAAGUUGAAAGAGAGAAGGGCAAUGGAGGAGCUAAGCCAAUCAACAGUAACUCAUCUUCUUCAACACACACUCAGAAGCUUUUGUAUUCAUGAAAACUCCCAGUGGGUUUAUGCUGUUUUUUGGAGGAUCUUGCCUAGAAACUACCCUCCUCCCAAAUGGGAUGCUCAAGGUGGAGCUUAUGAUAGGUCAAGAGGCAACCGAAGAAAUUGGAUCCUAGCAUGGGAGGAUGGUUUUUGUAAUUUCGCAGCCUCAACAGCUGCAGACACAAACUCCGGUGACUGUCAACCGUAUUCAAACCAUGAGUACCAACAAUAUCAAGGCCUUCAACCGGAGCUUUUCUUCAAAAUGUCCCACGAAAUUUACAAUUACGGUGAAGGGUUAAUUGGGAAAGUAGCAGCAGAUCACAAUCAUAAGUGGAUUUUUAAAGAGCCUACUGAUCAAGAAAUAAAUUUCUUGUCUACUUGGAAUAACUCAGCGGACUCACAUCCAAGGACAUGGGAGGCUCAGUUUCAGGCCGGUAUAAAGACUAUUGCUUUGGUUGCUGUUAGAGAAGGUGUUAUCCAACUGGGAUCAAUUCACAAGGUGAUUGAAGACUUGAGCUAUGUGGUGAUGCUAAGAAAGAAAUUGAGCUACAUUGAGAGCAUCCCAGGGGUACUACUACCACACCCAUCGUCCUCACUAUACCCGUUCAGACCAGAAGGGUACAACACACCUGAACUAUGGCCUUUCCAUGGCGGCAGUGGUGGUGGCAGCGAUUUACCGGCAGCUUACAAUCAACCAUUGAACAUAACUCCUUCCAUGAGCAGCCUUGAGGCCCUCCUCUCAAAACUUCCAUCAGUCGUUCCGGUUUCGUCUUCACCACUGGCGGCACCACCCUUUUGUGAGGCGACACAGCCGCAUUUCGUGGCGGUGUCACCGGAGAAUGAAGUGGUUGAGGAGGAGGAAGAGGAGAUAAAAGAUGUCGGAGAGUGUAGCAGCUCAAUGUCUUCUUAUGGCCAUCAUCACCAACAUUUUCAACAUCAUGAUAUCAAUGUAAGCAGUUGCAUGACCAAUAAUAGGUAUUAGUUUGGUAGUACUGUAGUAGUUAUUAAGUUAAUAACUAGAGGUUAAAUUAUGUAUGUAUUAGUUCUAGCCAUAUAUUAGUGUGCC